UGCUUGAUAAACGUGUGCGUAUUUGUAUUUUAGUGUUUAUUUGAGUUUUAUGUAAAUGAGUAAUCUAGGUGAUUUAUACAGAUUGAACUUGUUUGGUGCUGGGUGAAUUAAUUUAAAGUCGCACAAACCGAUAAAAUAACAGGUAGAGGUCAUCAUACAGUCUCGGAUUGGUUCAAUCUAUGUCGAGACGUUGUGGCAGAGUAGAUUAAAAAACUUGGAAAAUGGGUGGAAAAGGAUUAGUAGUACAAAUAGACGAAUCUAUAUUUCAAGGAAAACGUAAGUACAAUAGAAGAAGACUACGUCUUGGAGAUUGUAAACCUGUUGAUAGUAAAGAUGGUGAUGGUGAUACUACCGAUACUUCCGAAGAUAAUUCUGACGAAGAAAAUCAAAACUAUGAUACUAAUCGAAAUUCUGGAAGUCGAGUUCAAAGCCCUCGAGUGUUUGGCAUGUGCUAUUUGAUUGAAGAUGGAAUUUUGGAACGCCGUUUUUUUAUAGUCAAUAAGAGAGAACGAGAAACAUUAUUAUCAAUAAUAAUUCAAGAAAUAGAACCAGGAUCAACAGUUCGUUCAGAUGAGUGGAGAGCAUACCUACAAAACUUUAAAAAUAUCACGGUUUUCUUCACAAAACUGUUAACCAUAGGUAGUAAGAACUUCAUAAAUCCACAUACAGGUGCUGAAACAUAAACAAUUGAGUGUUAAUGGAGACACGUAAAAGUAAAAUGUAAUAUAAGAUCACGUGGUGCAACAAACCUACUCGAAAGGCAAUUACAGAAAGAAUGGUGGCAUUUAGUCCACCCGAUCUUUAAAAGUUUUUUAAGAGACAUAAAAGAUACAUUUGUAUAAGGCGAUUACAAUUUCAAUGACAACUGUAAAACUACAAGCGCCAAUAAAAAUAUUUAGGUAAGUUUAUAAUAAAUUUUAUCGCUAAAAUACCUACUAUACCUACCUCUCCAGGAUAGAAGGUCUGAAAUAAACACUGAUCACUCCCCAAAAGCUGUUUUACAUGCUCUAAUUUAUUGUAUAUUUAUAUUAUAUAGUAUCUAUAACACUUUCAUUUUUUUAUUUAAAGCAAAAUACUUGAAUAUUAAU
Molecule: messenger RNA, 1088 nt
Organism: Metopolophium dirhodum (rose-grain aphid)
Lineage: Eukaryota; Metazoa; Arthropoda; Insecta; Hemiptera; Aphididae
Exons: 1
Coding region: 222-683 (153 amino acids)
Source: RefSeq, a predicted model, not a curated record